CCAAGUUGGCCGCUGAUAGAUCGUCAAUAAGUUGAAUGCGAUAUUUUUACGGCAGUAUUUUCUGAAAAUAUCCCUAGAUCUCGUUAACUGUUCUGGAAAAACGACUCCUCAAGAUAUAGAGGUCCUGCCUUAUGCUGAUAAAACAGGAACUUAUAAAGCAACCAUUUUGAGAAGGUCCAUUCCAGCAUGCGCAUGAUGAAGAUUUAAAAUCUCGUUUUUAACAAUGGCAGUGACCUUGCGGCAUUCAACAAUCAACAACCAUGUGGAUUUCGCUGUUUGGAAAGAUAAUGACGGAAAUUGGUAGUGCGGUGUUGAACAAAAACCAAGAACUCGUGUAAAUUAAAGUUGUAAAGAUGGCUCACUAUAAGGGAGCGGCGAGUGAGGCCGGUCGAGCAAUGCAGCUCAUGAAAAAACGCGAAAAGGAAAUGCAAGACUUGGAAAUCCGCAAGAAGAAAAUUGAAGAAGAUCUUAAAAUUAAUAAUAUAGAAACUAAAUUUGCUACACACUACGAUGCCGUUGAACAUCAACUCAAAAGCUCCACAAUUGGCUUGGUAACUUUAGAUGAAAUGAAAGCCAAGCAAGAGAAUAUAGUCAAAGAGCGAGAGAAAAAAUUGGCUCAGAAACAGGCUGAAAAAGAGAGAGAGAAACAGCGUCAACUAGAAGCCAAGCAGGCUGAGAAAAAUAAGCAAAAGAAACAAAUUCAAGCAUUAUCUUUUAAUGUCGAAGAUGAUGAGGGUAGUGAUAUGGAGGAAUUGUGCUUUUGGAAGAGAGUAAAUGAAGAUGAUGAAGUAAAAUUAUUGAAAAAGAUUAAAAAAGAUCCUACAGCAGAUACAAGUUUUCUGCCAGAUAGGGAACGGGAAGAAGAAGAAAAUAGAUUAAGGGAGGAGUUGAGACAAAAGUGGUCAGAACAACAACAAAAAUUGAAAGAAGAAGAAAUUGAGAUUACUUUCAGUUAUUGGGAUGGAUCUGGUCACAGAAGAACAGUCAGAGUUAAGAAAGGUAAUUCAAUCUACCAUUUCCUACAAAAAGUACUGGAAUUGUUGCGGCGAGAGUUUUCUGAACUGAAAACUGUUAUGGCAGAUCAACUUAUGUAUGUUAAAGAGGACUUGAUUUUGCCUCACCAUUACACUUUCUAUGAUUUUAUGGUGACAAAAGCUAGAGGCAAAAGUGGACCCUUGUUUCAAUUUGAUGUACAUGAUGAUGUUCGGCUUGUAAGUGAUGCGUCCAUUGAGAAAGAAGAGUCCCAUGCUGGAAAAGUAUUGCUACGAAGUUGGUAUGAGCGGAACAAACACAUAUUCCCAGCUAGCCGAUGGGAACCCUAUGAUCCUACUAAAACUUAUGACAAAUACACAGUGUCUGAUAAAACUAAGAAAAAUAAAUAACUUUCUUAUUUACAU
Messenger RNA from Cylas formicarius (sweet potato weevil), 1397 nucleotides. RefSeq names its product protein FAM50 homolog. Gene Ontology annotation, cellular component: nucleus. The coding region runs from base 354 to 1382 and encodes 342 amino acids. Lineage: Eukaryota; Metazoa; Arthropoda; Insecta; Coleoptera; Brentidae. Gene Ontology annotation, biological process: chromatin organization. The transcript is spliced from 8 exons. The record is from RefSeq and is a predicted model, not a curated record.